GCCCGAAUUUGCGUGGACCUUAAUAAUUAAUCAUUUCAGAAACUAGACAAAUGCACCAAGCGAAUUCAGACAUUAAAUGUAAUAGUUUUUUUUUAACCCAAUAAACUGAGUCGGUGUGGGUGGGCUAUCCUGUCUGUUUUUUAAGGGGCGACUCCCGCCUUCUCGGGCUGUUCCGGUACGAAACUGCACGCACUCAUCUCAGACCCAAACUGUGUUGUCUCGUGUGUGACUGGCUGCUAUCAAAACCUCCUCGGCUGACAAACACAGCUGCUGGGACCUCUUUCGCUUUACUGUCGCAUUUAAAUUGGACAAACAACUUGAGUGAUCAUCUUCUAAAAUGCCUCUGGCUAAGGACUUGAUGAACCCCAGUUUUGCGGAGGAGAGGAGGAGACACAAAAAGAAGAGGCUGGUGCAGAGUCCCAACUCCUACUUCAUGGAUGUGAAAUGCCCAGGCUGCUAUAAGAUCAGCACCAUUUUCAGCCAUUCCCAGGGAGCAGUGCCCUGUGGUGGCUGCUCGCUCAUCCUCUGUAUGCCCCGGGGGGGGAAAUGCCAGCUGACUGCAGGCUGCUCCUUUAGAAAGAAACACUCCUGAACAAAAGAAUGCAAAAAGUCAACCGAGCGCCACUGGCCGGUAUCAGCAGGGACCGCUGAUCAAAGAGAGAAUGGGUUUUCUGAUCCAUGCCACUUUGAAGCGCUAUAAGGUGUCUUCAAGCUGAGAAAGUGUCUCCAUUUGUUCCUUGAUAACUGAGAGUCUUCAUCUGCUACAGUGGCGAUUUGAAAGAGGAAGUGAGAGAGAGGCUGAGGGAGCUAAAGACAUACUAGUGAGAGUUAUGUACCUGCACUCAUGUCUUGUGGAAGGUGUAACAUUUAUUUGACAUGGCACUU
Molecule: messenger RNA, 885 nt
Organism: Myripristis murdjan (pinecone soldierfish)
Lineage: Eukaryota; Metazoa; Chordata; Actinopteri; Holocentriformes; Holocentridae
Product: 40S ribosomal protein S27-like
Exons: 4
Coding region: 338-592 (84 amino acids)
Biological process (GO): translation
Cellular component (GO): ribosome
Molecular function (GO): structural constituent of ribosome
Source: RefSeq, a predicted model, not a curated record